GAUACCAGCUGAGCAGCUUCGUGCUGUUUAGAGCAACCGGGCUUCCGUACCGAGUUAGACAAUCGCUGGUAGCUCAACCAACUGCAGCUCAGUUCCCUCAAGAAACAGAAAGAAGUACUUUGAGCAAACAUCUCUUGUCACCGCUGUCUCUACAACACAGCUCUUUUCCCCGUUACGUGAUGGCAUCCUCUGCAAUGAUCACUGUCCCGACCACCGCCUCCCGGUUCGCCCUGCUUCAGAUUGACUCUGAUUCGGACUCCGACACCUCCGAUCCUGGGAAGACGAACAGCAAACCCGGCAGGGACUCCUCAUCCGGGAAGCCCAGACAGGGGAAAUCUGGACCAACAACAGGAUCAGGGGGUAAAGGUGCUCAAGGUAGCGAGAAGAAGAAAGACAAGAAAAAGAAGAAGAAGGAGCAGCAGCAAAGUGAGGCGAAUGAGCUGCGUAAUCUGGCCUUCAAGAAGAUUCCUCAAAAGUCCUGUGCCCCUCCGCCCUGUGUGACGCUGUCAGGAAUAGCAAGUGAGCUCCUUAACCCAGGAGACCACAGCAUACCUUCAGAGGGGUGGCAACAGUGGAAACAGAGAGAUGAACAGAUAACCACAGAGCUGUAUGAGGCAGAUUUAGAAAAGGCCUUGAUUCUAAGUAAACUGGAAUAUGAACAACAGAAACAGCAGAGCAGCACAAACUCGGCUUCGCCAAAGUCACGAGGAGGAAAAGAGGGCGGUGGGAAGAAGGACAAGAAGAAAAGUCAGCAGGCAAAAGACAAAAAGACAGUUUCUCUGCAGGACUUCCAGGCUGAAGGCACCGCUGAGCAUUUAAAUAGAAAACAAGAGGAACCCAGAGGGACAAACGUAGCACCAGGAAUCGGGCAGGAGGAACGUUUUUUUAACAAAGUGGAAGAUGAUGUGAGUCGAAUUAUCCAGAGGGAGAAAAGACUUGAACAGUAUGUGAACAGCCCGGGACAAGAAGUCAACAUAUCCACAGAACAUGAACCGGAUCCCCGGGCAGAACAACUGAAAUAUGAGCUGGAGAAGAAGGACCAGGAGAUUAAAAAGCUAAAGAAGACCAUCUCAGAGUGGGAGGUGAAAUACAAAGAGGUGAAAGCAAGAAAUGCUCAGCUUCUUAAGAUGCUCCAACAGGGGGAGAUGAAAGACAAAGCAGAAAUACUUCUACAGGUAGAAGAAAUGCUGCAUAUCAAAGAAGAACUGUCAUCACAGGUAACAAUAUUACAUGCUGCUCUCGAGCAAGAAAGAUCAAAAGUUAAAGGGCUCCAAUCAGAGCAACCAAAACAUCAGGGAAACAAGAAAGGGAAGAAAGGCUCUGAGGUGGAUCAAUGAAGGUUCCUGAGGGGGGAAAAACCAAAAUGUCUGGAGGGGAAAGAAAUGAACAAAUUAUAAGACACUAUUGAUCAUUAGAUUCUCUUUUUUAAUGUUUUUAUUUUACCCUUUUGUUUGUUUUAGCUUGACUGUUUGUUCGCUUGCAUGCCCCAUUAAACAGAAUAUACUCCAGACAUGGCAUGCUGUAUUAAACAACCAAGUAACAUUUAUUUACAGCUCUUAAAGUAAGUUGACUUUAAAGUCUGUUCAGAAACGGUUGCUCUGCAGAGCUGCGGCAUCUCCAGUACUCCAAGAACUCUGUGCCUCCCUUUUCAUGGGUUCUGAUGCCAAAUGGACAGAUUGAAAUGUAUGUUCAUGAUUUUUUUUUUUUUUUUUUUUCCUUGCUCACUGCGAAGUAAUUAAAAUACUUUUUCAGUGA
Girardinichthys multiradiatus is the source of this 1755-nucleotide messenger RNA. RefSeq names its product G kinase anchoring protein 1 (gene gkap1). Lineage: Eukaryota; Metazoa; Chordata; Actinopteri; Cyprinodontiformes; Goodeidae. The transcript is spliced from 12 exons. The coding region runs from base 180 to 1337 and encodes 385 amino acids. Gene Ontology annotation, cellular component: Golgi apparatus. The record is from RefSeq and is a predicted model, not a curated record. Gene Ontology annotation, biological process: signal transduction.